GAGCCAGAACGUGCCUCUCGACAAUUAUAAAAAGGGCAGCUUCGUCUCCUCGACUUUCGCCCUUCUCUGCAUCUCUAAGCAAUCCCAGUAUCGUGCUCAACACGCAACAGAUUCAGUAGUACUUUCAAAGCUUGCAACAUGCGAUUCAUUCAGCUGACCGCUUUCGUGGUCGUGGCCAUGGCGCUGGUCAAUGCCUACCCGACUGCGCUGCAACAGCGUGACAUUGCCUUUGGCAAAGAUGUUCUCGAGGCUAGGAUCAACGUUCCAACUCCUAUCCUCGAGCACCCAAGCCCGGGUCUCCUUGCACGUCAGGUGCAGCCUGACACGCACCACGAAAGCGGCAAGCCCGAUCCCCCUGCGAAGAAGGAUAACCCUCACCCUCCCCCUACUCGCAGAGGUGAGCAUGCAGAAGUCAAGCACAAGCCGCCACCGAAGACGUGGCACCCUCCUCCACCUCCUCCUCCAUCGAAGAAGGAGAAGCCUCAUCCUGCACCUCCUGCUGCUCGUCGAAGCUCUGAGCCUGAAGCUGAGCCACUCAAGGCGAAGAAGGAGAAGCCUGUUCCUCCACCCCCUGCUGCUCGUCGAAGCUCUGAGCCUGACGCUAAGCCUCUCAAGGCGCACAAGGAGAAGCCUGUUCCUCCACCUUUUCCUCCAUCACCUGCUGCUCGUCGCAGCUCUGAGCCUGAAGCCGAGCCACUCAAGAAGGAGAAGAAGGAGAAGCCUCCUCAUCCACCCGCUGUUGCUCGUCGAGCCUUCAAGACAGUCGACAUGGCCACUACUGGCGCUCCUAUCAAGAAGCGUGGCACGCACGACAUCGAGUCCAAGCCUCCUCCUGAAGAGGUCGUCCCUGGCAAGAAGCCACCAAAGGUUUUGAAGCCGGCCCCGAAGGCGACCCCGCCUAAAAUUCCUCCUCGUGGUCUUCGCGCUCGCAGCUUUGAUUAGAUGAUAAAGAGCCUAUUUGGGCCGCUCGUGACCCAAGAAGAUCAGCUGCUCGC
Messenger RNA from Ceraceosorus guamensis, 995 nucleotides. RefSeq lists its product as hypothetical. The transcript is spliced from 2 exons. The record is from RefSeq and is a predicted model, not a curated record. The coding region runs from base 139 to 942 and encodes 267 amino acids. Lineage: Eukaryota; Fungi; Basidiomycota; Exobasidiomycetes; Ceraceosorales; Ceraceosoraceae.